AUGUCUAAUAAGCCGUACUUGGAUAAAGAUGCCAUAUUGAAUGCGUCUGAAUUGGUUAACUCAACCCUAACCUCGAAGGGUUAUAUAACAGAAAAGUUGUUGUUUAACACCAUAAACACUAAAGAGCUACACCCAGAGAGCGAACAGGAAGAUGUAGUAAUAACAGAAAAAGUUUAUAAUAAUGAUAAAAAUGUAAUUAAUAUAAUAUACUCUCUAAUUCAAUCGAUAGAAAGAAACUCUGUUCAGAAUAAAACGUUUAAUAAGAUAGUUUCUCAAAAGGAUACCCAAAUAGAAUCUUUACGUAGACAAGUGGAAGUUUUACAAAACAAAUUGAAUACCACUGAAAGUAAGAUUUCGAAAUUUGAGAACAAUGAGAAGGUCCAACUAGAAGGUAAAAUUCAUGAAUUGAAUAUUACGAAUAAAAAUUUGACCCUAGAUUGUAAUAAAUUGAAAAACUGGGGCAACGAUUUGAGAAACCAUUUCCAGAUUCGAAUCAAGAAGAAAAAUAUCGAAAUUGAUCAGUUGAAGGAUAAGCUAAUAGAAAAGUCCUUGACUAGAAACAUUAAUAGUAGUGGUGGUAGUAUUAAUGAACUAAAUCAGACGAUUAUUUAUAACAAUAAUCCAACAAUCAAUAAUGCCGUUGUAUAUGAUAAUAGCAUAGAUUUGCAGCAACUGGUACUUCUGCAGCAUUUAAAUGAGCCACUUAAAUUGGAGUAUGAAUCACUAAUGAUAGAUUUGAGUAAAUUGAUCGAUAAUUUGAUACUAGAAAACUUUAAAUUUUCUAAGUUUAUUCAGUUAAUAACAACUUAUUAUUCCGAUUUGAAUUUGCAAAUAUCUUCAUUUAACAGGAAUAAAAGUGAGAUGCAAAUUCCGAAUCCUUCUUCUGUGAUUGAUUUAGACAGCUUGAAGAGGGAUAAUAUAGUUAACAGCAUUAGCAGUCGAGGUGGAAACGGUGGAGCCAAUGUAUCCGAUCUUGUAAAUGAACUAGAAUCAUUUGAAGUGAUUUCCAAGCCAUUGCUAACAAAUGUGUAUAAGAAUUACCAUUAUCUUCUAGAUUUAGUGGAACAUAUAAAACAGAGUCAGGUAGAAGACCCCAAACAAAUAAGCAAGUUAAGGAAUGAGUUGGAAAUUGUCAGGAAAAAUUGGCAAGAUGCAAUCACAACGUUGGACGAUUGGAAGACCUAUAACAACAAAGGAGAUUGA
Molecule: messenger RNA, 1203 nt
Organism: Dujonia railenensis
Lineage: Eukaryota; Fungi; Ascomycota; Pichiomycetes; Serinales; Debaryomycetaceae
Source: the annotation of a GenBank genome assembly